This is a messenger RNA of Danio rerio (zebrafish), 1326 nucleotides long. The record is from RefSeq and is a predicted model, not a curated record. Lineage: Eukaryota; Metazoa; Chordata; Actinopteri; Cypriniformes; Danionidae.
UGUGUGAUGUGUGUAUUAUUGAAAGCACGUGUUCUUCUGCUGAGAAAAGGCUUUUACGCGUAUGCAGAUGAGGGCGCGGGAGGGGCGGAGUUACUGGAAGAUCAGAUUUAAAUUAAACAUCAGAUAAAAACCAUUAAAAAGGAUCAUUUCUUCACAAUAAGAUCGACGCAAUGCAUUUACAAAGCAGUCGGGAUUCAUUUAAAUGACUUGCUGGUUUUAAUUCAGCCGCGCUCUCGGAGAUUUGUCCCUGCAUCUUCGUGCUUUUAUUCUGUUAGGAUGUUCGUACUUCCGGCCAUGCGCAGAAAGCGGCGCGUGUCGUCACUGCUGUGCAGCGGCUGGUCCAGCUGAUCGUCUGCUCGAACACUAACUAGGUACUGGUGAUGGCUACAGAGAGCGCUAUAGUGCAGGACUGGCUUUCAGAAUAUAAGGCGCUGUCAGAAGCGCAGCGGUGUGGUUAUGCCUCAGUCCUCCAGCAGAGGGAGACUCUGGUUCCAGCACUGUACUCCGUCAUCCAGAACCCUCACAGUGAGCUGCUGGAGCCGGUGUGUCAUCAGCUGUUCGAGCUGUACCGCAGCAGUGAGGAGCGUCUGCGCUGCUUCACUCUGCAGUUUCUGCCGGAGCUGCUGUGGGUUUUCAUGCGCAGAGGAGCUGCAGACGCCAGCGGGAGCGUACAGGCCCUGCUGCUGGGCAUCUACAACCUGGAGAUCGUGGAUAAGGAUGGGAACAGUAAGCUGCUGUCCUUCAUGAUCCCGUCUCUGUCCAAGCCCUCCAUAUACCACGAGCCGUCCAGCCUGGGCUCCAUGGCUCUGACUGAGGGCGCUCUGUGUCAGCAUGACCUGAUCAGGGUGGUGUACAGCGGCCUGCACCCGCAGAGAGAGACCUUCACUGCGCAGAACAGGUUUGAGGUGCUGUGCUUCCUGAUGCUGUGCUAUAACUCAGUGGUGGUCUACAUGCCCUGCUCCUCGUACCGGGCCGUCUGCAGGAUGAGCUCGCGGCUGUGUGUGUGCGGGUUCCCCCGGCAGCAGCUGAAGGCGUGGUCGGCUCCUGGUCUGCGUGUGAUGCUGGACCCGGAGUUCAUGGUGCAGAUGCUGACCGCUGUCUAUCAUGCCAUGUGAGCAAAACCAACACAACAACAUUACACAAUAACACGAGAUCAACACACCAACACAGCCAGCCGUGAGUGAACAUGGGCAAACACACCUAAACACUCCAGCUUCUGGAAUAGGGCAGGCCAGCGCAGUGAGGAGAACUGCCUUAUCCCUCCUGAAAACUGGCCACCAGGGGGCACUAUCAGAGCCUUAACUGAGCUGUCAGUGAACUGUGUGU